AUGUCUUCUAUCUUCUGUUGUUCCUCUAUUACCCCUUAUAGAGAGGCUCGCCUUACGCACGAGAGCAAGUUCCAGCGAUUUAUGGCCUGGGCUCGACACUCCGAAUCCUCUCCGGUGACAAGCUCGGACUCGUACUUUCGGAACCCCAACAAUAUUCCAGAAUUCGCAGUGCAGGUUGUCCGACAAGUCAAUUAUGGCCCUGUCGAGGCCAAGCGCUAUUUCAUCCCAGAUAGCCUCGCAGGUGACCUAAGUGAAUUCUUGGAAGUCACCGAACAAGACUUGAUUAUUGGGAAUUUUCAGAAGCUGAAUGCGUACAAAAAUUUCAAAUGCGUCACUCAUAAUAAGUUCUUUGAGCUCAACAUUUACCAGAAAGAUCCCGUCAAUCAACACCACUGGAGAUUCAACAUUGCUCGUCCAGCUACCGACAUUGAUAUUUGA
Talaromyces rugulosus is the source of this 438-nucleotide messenger RNA. RefSeq lists its product as uncharacterized. The transcript has 2 exons. The record is from RefSeq and is a predicted model, not a curated record. The coding region runs from base 1 to 438 and encodes 145 amino acids. NCBI's taxonomy places the organism in Eukaryota, Fungi, Ascomycota, Eurotiomycetes, Eurotiales, Trichocomaceae.